This is a messenger RNA of Orcinus orca (killer whale), 1376 nucleotides long. It is a transcript of the gene ZFPL1, whose product is annotated as zinc finger protein like 1. NCBI's taxonomy places the organism in Eukaryota, Metazoa, Chordata, Mammalia, Artiodactyla, Delphinidae. Bases 164 to 1102 code for a protein of 312 amino acids. Gene Ontology annotation, cellular component: Golgi apparatus. The record is from RefSeq and is a predicted model, not a curated record. The transcript is spliced from 8 exons.
CGGAAGAGACGUGGCAGUGGAGGGAUAAUCGGAGGGUUCUGAGCUGGAGGGAGCCGAGCGAGAACUCGGCUGAGUGCUGUCUGACCUUCCGCACCUCGGACCGGCGCUCGCGCCCUGGGGACGAGUGCCGCAGCCGAUUCGUAACACACAGUGGGGGUCGACUAUGGGGCUUUGCAAGUGCCCCAAGAGGAAGGUGACCAACCUAUUCUGCUUCGAACACCGGGUCAACGUCUGCGAGCACUGCCUGGUAGCCAAUCACGCCAAGUGCAUCGUCCAGUCCUACCUGCAGUGGCUCCAAGAUAGCGAUUACAACCCCAAUUGCCGCCUCUGCAACAUACCCCUGGCCUCCCGGGAGACGACCCGCCUGGUCUGUUAUGAUCUCUUCCACUGGGCCUGCCUCAAUGAACGUGCUGCCCAGCUACCCCAAAACACAGCACCUGCUGGCUACCAGUGCCCCAGCUGCAGUGGCCCCAUCUUCCCUCCAACCAACCUGGCCGGCCCCGUGGCCUCCGCACUGAGAGAGAAACUGGCCACAGUCAACUGGGCCCGGGCAGGACUGGGUCUUCCUCUGAUUGACGAGGUGGUGAGCCCAGAGCCUGAGCCCCUCAACACUUCCGACUUCUCUGACUGGUCCAGCUUUAAUGCCAGUGGUAGCCCCAAACAAGAGGAGACAGCCAGCGCUUCUGCUGCCCCAGCCUUCUACAGCCAAGUCCCCCGGCCCCCUGCGUCCCCGAGCCGACCCGAGCAGCACAUGGUGAUCCACAUGGGCAGUCCCGAGCCUCUGACUCACGCCUCAGCCCCAAGGAAGGUGUAUGACACGCGGGAUGAUGACCGAGCGCCAGGCCUCCAUGGGGAUUGUGAUGAUGACAAGUACCGUCGCCGGCCUGCCCUGGGCUGGCUGGCCCAGCUGCUCAGGAGCCGGGCUGGGUCUCGUAAGCGGCCGCUGACCCUGCUCCAGCGGGCAGGGCUGCUGCUGCUCCUGGGGCUGCUGGGCUUCCUGGCCCUCCUUGCGCUCAUGUCUCGCCUGGGCCGGGCUGCGGCUGACAGCGAUCCCAACCUGGACCCGCUCAUGAACCCUCACAUCCGUGUGGGUCCCUCCUGAGCCCCUGCUUAUGGCUGGGCCAGCCUAGGAGCUGGGGGCCUGAGGGUGGGUAGAGGGGGAGGUCCAGGGGCCCUUCUCUGCUCCUCUUCCUCAAGCCUGAGACACUAAGAUCCCAGGCCCAAAGCCAAGUCCACCAGAGUGGCUGCAGGCUAGGCCUGGGGUUCCUGCAGAUCAAACAUUUGUCUUGACCUUCUCCUCCUGGGUCUCCAGCUUUCCCCCUCCCUCCCCCAAAGGAGCUGACAGGUGGAAAUAAAUUACAGACUUUAUUAAAACA